AUGAAGCUCUUGGCUCAGGUUAUUGCUGUCACAACCCUGGCAACAUCAGCUCUAGGAGCCCCUGUCGUGGGAGCGGAUAAAUCCAACCUUGAGGCUCGCAACCCACAAGGCUCUUUUAUCUGGGAUUGGGCUAAGAGCGAGGCGCACAAGAAUGAAAAGCGAACACCCCAGGGCUCGUUUAUCUGGGACUGGGCCAAGAGCGAGGGGCACGAGAAUGAAAAGAGAGCACCUCAAGGCUCGUUUAUCUGGGACUGGGCCAAGAGCGAGGCGCAUAAGAAUGAAAAAAGAACACCCCAGGGCUCCUUCAUCUGGGACUGGGCUGACGGGACGAGCGCUGACCAUAAAAGCACUGAGGAAUAG
This is a messenger RNA of Metarhizium brunneum ARSEF 3297, 360 nucleotides long. RefSeq lists its product as uncharacterized. NCBI's taxonomy places the organism in Eukaryota, Fungi, Ascomycota, Sordariomycetes, Hypocreales, Clavicipitaceae. The record is from RefSeq and is a predicted model, not a curated record.